Cyclocybe aegerita is the source of this 378-nucleotide messenger RNA. NCBI's taxonomy places the organism in Eukaryota, Fungi, Basidiomycota, Agaricomycetes, Agaricales, Hemipholiotaceae. The record is from the annotation of a GenBank genome assembly.
AUGUCUCGAGGCACCGCCUAUUGCGCAUAUUCUCUACCGUUGGGUCUGUGUUGCCUAUUCUUGGACGCCGUCUUUCUUGGGUGUUUAUACCCUCUUCCCUGUGUCAGAACGUCUGAUGAGGCAGGGAACUUCGAAGGAAGCCAAGGGGGGGCAAUACAACCAUCUACUGAAGCCAGGAAGGAUCUUUGCUUGUUUUCAUCGUUCGACUCAUACUUCGGCACCGGCCUUGCACGUUCUGCGCCUCUUUCUCGCCGCAAAGUGAUCCUUUCCUCUUCGACAGGACACCUACAAUUCACCGUGCCCGUGAUCUACGCCUGGACGGAGAAUGAAAUCUCAUCCGGAAGCACUCACGUCAUGUUUCUCGUUCUUGCGAUUUGA